AUGGCGGUAAAUCCUGAGUUAGCACCGUUUACCCUCUCCAGAGGAAUCCCGAACUUGGACGAUCAAGCCUUGAACACCAUCAUACAACUUCAGGAUUACAUCCAGCAGGCCAUUCAGCAGUUAAACUAUAGUACCGCAGAGUUUCUGGCCGAACUGCUCUACGCUGAAUGCUCUAUUCUAGAUAAAUCAAGUGUUUACUGGUCAGAGGCGGUUUAUCUGUACGUACUGUCGCUGUUUCUGAAUAAAAAUUACCACGCUGCCUUUCAGAUUUCUAAAGAAUCCAAGGAGUACCAUAUCGGUGUUGCGUAUAUUUUCAGUCGUUGUGCUUUACAGCUUUCGCAGGGAGUAAACGAAGCCAUCCUCACGCUUUUAUCAUUAACAAAUGUAUUUUCUUCGAACAGCAAUAACAGCAACAAUACGCAUAUAAAUGCUGUGAUGAAUUCUAGUCUAGUUCAUAUUCCUGAUUUGGCCACUUUGAAUUGUCUGUUAGGUAAUCUUUAUAUGAAACUAGACCAUUUCAAGGAGGGCGCGUUUUAUCAUUCUGAAGCCCUAGCCAUUAAUCCUUACCUAUGGGAAUCUUACGAAGCGAUCUGUAAAAUGAGAGCUACCGUGGACCUUAAAAGAGUUUUCUUCGACAUCACAAGACAAAAAAGCAACAGUCAUCACAAUAAUGCAGCAGCAUCCUUUCCGUCUACAUCACUAUCGCAUUUCGAACCUCGUUCACAGCCUAGCUUAUAUUCAAAGACAAACAAAAAUAGCAGCAAUAACAUUAGUAAUAAUAUCACUACGCCGUUUCAGUUGUCGAAUUCUAGCCCUUCUACGUCAGCAUCUUCUUUUUCAUCUAUUCAGCAUUUUUCAAGGUCGCAGCAGCAGCAGCAGCAAGUGAACCCAUCAUCAAUAAGGGCUUAUCAGAAUAGAAAUAUUCAAACUCCCAAAAAUUCUACAAAUAACAAUAAGACAUCCUCUGCAUUACCGACUAACAUUUCCAUGCCUUUGGCAUCGCCGUCCUCCAAACAACCUACAAUAAGUUCACUGGCUAAAGUUUAUAACAGAAACAAACUUUUAACGACUCCUCCGUCGAAAUUGUUAAAUAACGACAGGAGCCAUCAAGCAAAUAAUAAUAAUAGUAAUAUUAAUUUUAACAUCACGAAUAAAACAACUUUCAAAACACCUAGAAACCUAUAUUCCUCAACAGGUAGGUUAACCGCUUCGAAAAAAAAUCCGAGAUCCUUGAUAAUUAGUAACUCAGUACCAGCUAAUGAUUACUCAAUUACGUUGCCUGAAAUCAUGUAUAAUUUUGCUCUAAUAUUAAGGUCAUCAUCACAAUACAAUUCGUUCAAGGCAAUUAGACUAUUUGAAUCUCAAAUUCCCUCUCACAUCAAAGAUACUAUGCCGUGGUGUUUGGUGCAGUUAGGAAAACUGCAUUUCGAAAUCAUAAAUUAUGACAUGUCCUUGAAAUAUUUUAAUAGGUUGAAAGACCUACAACCUGCAAGAGUAAAGGAUAUGGAAAUAUUCUCGACCCUAUUAUGGCAUUUACACGAUAAAGUUAAAUCCUCGAAUUUAGCAAAUGGUCUUAUGGAUACAAUGCCUAAUAAACCAGAAACUUGGUGCUGUGUAGGUAAUUUGUUAUCCUUGCAAAAAGAUCAUGAUGCUGCUAUAAAAGCUUUUGAAAAAGCCACUCAACUAGAUCCAAAUUUUGCUUAUGCGUAUACUUUGCAAGGUCAUGAGCAUUCAUCCAACGAUUCUUCGGAUUCAGCCAAGACAUGCUAUAGAAAGGCGCUAGCUUGUGAUCCUCAACAUUAUAACGCAUAUUAUGGGCUGGGCACAAGCUCUAUGAAACUAGGUCAAUAUGAAGAGGCUUUGUUAUAUUUUGAAAAGGCAAGAUCAAUUAAUCCUGUCAAUGUAGUAUUGAUCUGUUGCUGUGGUGGUUCUUUAGAAAAAUUGGGCUAUAAGGAAAAGGCAUUACAAUAUUAUGAACUAGCUUGUCAUUUGCAACCUACUUCUUCGUUAUCCAAAUACAAGAUGGGUCAGUUACUCUAUUCCAUGACAAGAUAUAGCGUUGCUUUGCAGACUUUUGAAGAGUUGGUGAAACUUGUUCCUGAUGACGCUACGGCCCAUUAUUUGUUAGGUCAAACAUAUAGAAUAGUUGGGAGGAAAAAAGACGCAAUCAAAGAACUAACGGUUGCCAUGAAUUUAGAUCCAAAAGGUAAUCAAGUUAUUAUUGAUGAAUUACAAAAGUGUCAUAUGCAAGAAUAA
Molecule: messenger RNA, 2256 nt
Organism: Saccharomyces mikatae IFO 1815
Lineage: Eukaryota; Fungi; Ascomycota; Saccharomycetes; Saccharomycetales; Saccharomycetaceae
Gene: CDC27
Product: anaphase promoting complex subunit CDC27
Exons: 1
Coding region: 1-2256 (751 amino acids)
Biological process (GO): cell division
Molecular function (GO): protein binding
Source: RefSeq, a predicted model, not a curated record